ACACCGCCAGCUGUUCUGCUUCUUCAGGUUCUCCAUUUCCUCAUCGGAUCCUUGUUCCGCAGUUCCAUCAGAUUUUCUAGCCUCUCAAACGCUUUGCUGAAUCCUCGUAAACUGCACGAAAAACACCUCCGAUUUUCGAGUUUUAGGUUCGAUGGACUCCUUCGCUGCAAACAAAUCGAAGAAGAAGUUCUUUCCGUGUUUCCGAUCGACGGCUUCCAGCGGCCCUGUCAGGACGGUGCGAGGUGUGGACGCUGCAGACGAACAGGUUUUUCCGUUCAUGGCGGUGGAAGAGAGGAACGGUAUGAUGCUUCACAAUGUGCAGCCGUUUGAUGGAUGCGGCAACGUUUCUGGUCGCCAGAAAAAGGGAGGCGGCGGUGGUGCUUUGUCGCGUGCGCUUAAGGCCGUCUUAUUCGGAACUUCAUUGGCGAAGAAGAUCAGAAAAAGGAAACGAAAACAGAAGGAAAAUUCGAAUGAGGAGAAUCAGAGACGUCAACUUCUGUCUUCAAUUAGCAGCAGAUCAUCAGAUCCAAAUUUCCGCAACUAUUCUACCUGUUCUUCGCGCAUUUCUGCGCCAUUUUCAUCCGCCUCAUUCUGCAGUUCGUCUCCUACCUCCCCGGAAAUCAACGAAAUAUCAUUUCGAUUUCAUCCAACUGCCUCGAAUCGCUUGUUCAGGCAGAUUAAUCUCAGAAAAACCUCCCGCUGUUGGUUUGUUCUAUUGGUAGGUCUUCUAAGCUUGAUUUUAUGGGAAAAAAUCGGAGCUACUGUGUGCACUUCGAUUUGGAUCCUCUGUUUCCAUUUUUACCGCCGUGAAAUCGGAUUCAGGUCGCCGGACGACAAGGCCAGUGCGGCGGCCAUGAGUUCCGACGAAUACAAGAAGAGAACCAUCCUGGAAGGAUUUCUGAACAGAGAUCGUUCGGCUGUUCGUAAUUCAAUCACACACAUUGAUUGACCUAACUGCCAAAUGGCGCCAGAAAGAUUCGAAAUGGCGUUUCAUGCAUUUUUCGAUAUGA
Cucurbita pepo subsp. pepo (vegetable marrow) is the source of this 1010-nucleotide messenger RNA. RefSeq lists its product as uncharacterized. NCBI's taxonomy places the organism in Eukaryota, Viridiplantae, Streptophyta, Magnoliopsida, Cucurbitales, Cucurbitaceae. The record is from RefSeq and is a predicted model, not a curated record.